AUGGAAUCAUCGUUGCAAGCACAGGCGAGUGCGUUCUGUAGCGCAUAUAUCGAACAGACUGCGACUCAAAUUGUUACUGUAUACCCGACAACAACCGCAGGGACCGCCACAAUCACUGACACAAUAACCGUCGAUAUCACUGUUACCGACACUUCAAACAUCAUAGAUACGGUCACCACGUGGUACUCCAGCACGGACAUUGCCCCAGUCACUCUUACGAGCGUGGUUGAGGAUGUUGUCCAAACUACCGAGUUCAUCACAACAACAGACGCCACAGCAAUUAGUACUGCCAUUGAUGCGGUGACAACGACUGUAACCGAUACUACACUAACCAGCACUGUGGUAAGCACCGAUGAUAUCACUACGACAGACACCACAGUUUAUGCAACGCAAACCGCGACAUUGAGUAUGACAAUUACGGAUUCUACCGUGAUCAACACGGUAACCAGUGUUCAAACUGCCACGGUCACUCUUGCCCAAAGAUCCGUCGAGAUCGAGACGGUGGAUGAUCAAGAAGAAGAAGAAGAGUUCGAUGACUGUGGAGAACCAGAGCCGGAAUGCACUUCCUCCGAGUGUCUAUUUAGCAGCUGGCUGGCCGAAGUCAGCACAAUCGCAACUAGCGACCUUAGCAGUGCUUGCUCCUGUCUGGUUGUACCUGCUACCACCACGACAACCAUCGUAACGACUGCUUCUCAGAGCACAGCGGUAUGCCUUGCUUUGCCACCUUUUCCCUUCCCAUUUCCCAGUAUGAGCAAAUCAACUGAUCAUUACAAGCAGCCUUCCAUAUUUGUAACUGCCACAAGUCGCGUCACAGCCUAUCAGACCCAAGUCAGCAGCCGUCACGUUAUUGUGUCUGCAUCUACAAUUAUUGACGAGACUUCAUCCAUCCCCCUUUUUGUCACCCGGACUCGAACAACACCAACCACCAAAUAUGUUUAUGCCACUGCCUCCUCAUAUGCUACAGUAACUCGUAUUGCCACCAACGAUCAAACGGCCAGCACCAGAGUUACGUCCGUUGAGUCUGUAACUAUUGACGAGACUGCCUCUGCGACAACUACCAUAACUGCCACUGCUACCAUCCUCGAAACGGCUUCCAGCACUGUUUCAAUAACAGAGACCACCACAGCAACCAUUACUCCCACGGCUUGUGCCCAACUGUCAAGUCCUUAUUAUGAUUCUGCUUAUGGCGUGGAAGUUUAUAUUGACUGCAACUAUGAAUAUUCCUAUAGUUCCAGCAAAAUUGUCGGUUUGGACCUCUAUGUCACCUUCAUAGAGUGUGUGAACGCAUGUGCAGCAAAGUCUACAUGCAAUUAUUUGGAGUAUGACAGGUCUUCUUCCGAAUGUUUCCUACUCAGUGGAGUCAUUAGUGGUCAAGCCGAAAGUGGCAUAGACACGGCAGUCGUGAGCAGAUGA
This is a messenger RNA of Penicillium odoratum, 1413 nucleotides long. RefSeq lists its product as uncharacterized. The transcript has 2 exons. The record is from RefSeq and is a predicted model, not a curated record. The coding region runs from base 1 to 1413 and encodes 470 amino acids. NCBI's taxonomy places the organism in Eukaryota, Fungi, Ascomycota, Eurotiomycetes, Eurotiales, Aspergillaceae.